UUCGAAGCGCAUCAUACCAGCUCCCUGAUGGUUCUAGCCUAAUUAUUCCUGGCCAGAAACCCAACCUUUCAUCUGCUCUGAGGCAGAAUCAGACUCUUCGUUCUGCAGGACUUUACCGUCUGUCAGAAAACUCAGGACUGUCAGGCAUACCUCAACCCACCCCUCCCAACCUGAUGUCUGCGAUGAGGAAUGAAGAACUCCGUAGUUUCAGUUACAGGCUGCCUGAUAAGUCUCCACUCACACGCCGGUUCCACAACCCCAAGCUGUCUGAUGCCAUCCAAAACCAGCAUCUCCGCUAUGCCUCAUACAGGGUGCCAACAGGCCUGCAGGGUGAGGAUAACUGCUACGCUGUGGUUCCCCCCUACGGGCCUCGCUCAGGCCACUGGGCCAGGAAUGCCCGAGGAGGAGGAGGUGAAGGAGGGGAGGAUUUUUGGGCAGCUGAGAAGGUUUUACCUCAUGGAACAGUCCAGAAUCUGACAAAGUGGUCCAUGUACAGAGAGGAUGGCGUGUUAGAAGGAUACUAUCCCACAUCUCAUUUUGUUGAUGGACCUCAUGACCCAGACUGGACUCCUGACAGAGAUAGAGCACCUGGUCAAAACUGGUAUGACAAGAUCUACUCUAUCCUAAGCAUGCCCACAGCAGGCUACAGGGUGAAACGCUGGGCCGAGGGAAUGGAGGACAUGACACAGCUGCCUGAGCUGAAUGAGACCACAGUUCUGAUGAACCUGAAGAAGCGCUACGACCAGGAACUUGUCUAUACCUACAUAGGCAGCAUCCUCGUGUCUGUGAAUCCAUACAAGUUGCUCAACAUUUACGGCACAGACAUGGUGCUUCAGUAUGAAGGCCACGGCCUGGGUGACAACCCUCCUCAUCUUUUUGCCAUUGCUAAUCUCGCAUAUAACACCAUGAUGGAUGCCAAAAAGGACCAGUGUGUUGUGAUCAGUGGAGAAAGUGGGUCAGGAAAGACCGAAGCUACAAAACUGAUCCUGCGUUACCUGACAGCCAUACAUCACAAACGCAACGUCUCACAACAGAUAGAGAUCCUGGAGGCCAUGCCCCUGUUGGAGUCCUUUGGGAAUGCCAAAACGGUGCGCAAUGACAACUCUUCACGCUUUGGCAAAUACACACAGAUCUUCAUGGAGCAUGGUGUAAUCAGCGGUGCCAUAACGUCUCAGUACCUGUUGGAGAAGUCCCGCAUUGUCUUUCAGGCCAAAUCGGAGAGGAACUACCACAUCUUCUAUGAGAUGUUGGCUGGUCUUCCUCCUCAUGAUAAGAGCUCACUGUAUCUGCAGGAGGCUGAGACUUACUACUAUCUGAAUCAGGGAGGAGACUGUACCAUAGAGGGUAAGGAUGAUGGGGAGGACUUCAGGCGUCUUCUGAAUGCUAUGGACAUCCUGUGUUUCACCCCAGAGGAGCAAAAUGGCAUCUACAGACUGUUGUCCUCUGUCCUUCAUCUGGGCAACGUCUACUUCCAGCCACACCAGGCUGAGGGUCAGGAGGCCGCGUCAGUGGUGAGUGCACAGGAGAUCAGGGUUGUCGCUGAGCUGCUGCAGGUCUCGCCUGACGGCCUGCAGAAGUCCGUCACCUUCAAACUGACAGACACAGUGCGAGAGAAGAUCUACUCUCCGCUCACGGUGGAGAGUGCUGUUGAUGCCAGAGAUGCUGUUGCCAAGAUCCUGUAUUCGCUACUGUUUAGUUGGCUGACAGAGCGCGUCAAUGGACGGGUCUACCCUCGCAACGAAGCCCUCUCCAUCUCCAUCCUGGACAUAUAUGGAUUUGAGGAGCUACAGGUGAACAGCUUUGAGCAGUUGUGCAUCAACUACGCCAAUGAAACUUUGCAGUUCUUCUUUAACAGAGUCAUCUUCCAGGAGGAGCAGGAGGAGUACAUGCGGGAGCAGAUCGAGUGGCAUCAGCAGCCUUUCAGCCUCAACCAAGCCUGCCUGGACCUCAUUGCUGCUAAGCCUCAUGGAAUACUUCGCAUACUGGACGACCAGUGCGGUUUCCCUCAGGCAACAGACCACACCUUCCUUCAGAAGUGCCACUAUCACCAUGGAAACAACCCGCUGUAUGCCAGGCCAAAGAUGCCACUGCCAGAGUUCACCCUCAAACACUACGCAGGGAAGGUCACCUAUCAGGUGAACAAGUUCUUGGACAAGAACUUUGACAUGGUCCGCCAGGACGUUUUAGACCUCUUCAUUCAGAGCAAGAACAGAAUGGUAUCCAGCCUCUUCUUGAAGCACUCAGAGUCUGUGUCACAGCAGAGGUCUAACGACCGCCGCAGCAGCGCCGCGCGUCGUUAUCACGCCAAUACGGUCAGCGCCAAGUUUCAGAGCAGCCUGCAGGAGCUGGUGGAGAAAAUGGAAAGGUGUAACCCUUAUUUUGUGCGAUGCAUCAAGCCAAACCAUCACAAGGAGCCGGGAGUGUUCGACAAUGAGCUGGUCAACACUCAACUGCAUUACUCUGGUAUCAUGGAGACCAUUCUCAUCAGAAAGGAGGGUUAUCCAUACAGAUUACACUUUCACAGCUUCCUAUCAAGGUACAAAUCCUUGCUCUGCCUGUGGGAGCUGCCACCAGCAGAUGGAGAAAACUGCAUCAUCAUGCUCCACAAGCUCGGCCCAGUAAAGAAAGGCUCGUAUCAGGUGGGAGUCAGUAAGAUUUUCCUGAAGGAGGAGUUGUAUCAGCUGCUGGAGGGGAAGCGCGACCGCGUGCUGAACCUCGCUGCCAUGACACUGCAGAGAUACACUCGCAUGUGUUUUGUACGGAAAAACUUUCUCAAGUUCAAGCGCCGCAUCACGCUGUUUGAAGCUCGCAGCAAGGGCUACGUGGCCAGAAAAAAGUUUACGCUGAGGAGAAAGUACCUCAUCAGGUUCCGCUCUGCCGCGCUGCUCAUCAUCAACCGCCAACGUUACAUGAGGACAGUGCUAGAGCCUGCAAGGAAGGCAGAGGAGGAUCGCAUCAACAGAGAAGUGGUGAAUGUGGCAACACUGCCAAUCCCUGCUGAGCUGGCUGCCCUGCUGAACCUGGCCUCAGGUGGCGAGGAGCUGCACUCUGAGUGUCUGGCCGUGGUCCAGGCUCCAAAGGUUCAGGUUGACCCUCAGCUCACUCUGCCCCUGGAUAUCAACAACUACCUCAUGACUCACUACAUACGGGCCAUAUUUAGGGAGCCAUUGUUCGGGAUGCUGACAGCCCCACUCGAGAAUUCUCUUCUUCGAUUGGAUGAGGAGCUCAAGCAAGGAUCCCUGAACAUUUUCAUUCUGAUACUUAGAUUCAUGGGUGAUCCCAACCUGAAUGGGGCUCAAGAGAAUCUGUUUGGGAACUACAUCAUUCAAAGAGGACUGACCAAUCCCAGCCUCCGAGAUGAGAUCCUGGCUCAGGUAGCCAAUCAGGUGUGGAGGAAUCCGAACAUUUUGAAUUCAGAGCGUGGUUGGCUCCUUCUCUCAUCUUGUCUCUCUGCCUUCCUGCCAUCUCAAAGACUGGCCAAACAUCUGCUGAAGUUCAUGUCUGAUUAUGGGCCCGAGGGUUACGACUGUGUGUGUCAGAACCGUCUGCUUCAGGCUCUGCAUCGUCUGAAUGUCGGGCCAGAGUGCGUCCGGACGUACCCGCCGUGUCUGCUGGAGUGGACCGCCAAUCGCAAGAGGGCACACACUGUCCUGCACAUUCACUGUUUUGACGCUGUUUCCUUCCUGUGUCCUCUGCACUCGUGGACAACAGGGGAAGAGAUGGCCAAGGACAUCUUAAAACACAGGGGUGUAAUGGAGGGCCGUCGAGGCUGGUCAGUACUGCUGAAGGAGCCGGCUCAGCGGGUGGAGCUGGAAGGCUCCGACUACGUUCUGGACUUGAUGUCAGACCUUGAGCUUCCCGCUGACUUCCCCAAAAACAGCAGCUACUUCAUCAUCUCUGCACAGGAACCCACCAGAGUGCGGGCCAACGCCAGCAUCAGCCUGUUGGGUGGUGGAUUUGAAAUAAAUAAUGAUGUCAUAACAUCCACCAUACCUGGCUCUGAUGGACAAGACUUGGAGCCUCAUAGAGGAAUGGAUAGUUAUCUCGACAGCCUGUUUGACCCUGUACUGUCUGAUGGAACUGGGGAAGUAGAAUCAGCUGCGGGACUUUCCAGCAGGAUGAAGGGGGCAGGGGGAGUCGGAGGAGGCUGGCAACAGCAAGGGCAGUCCACUGGUCCCCCACCUCCACCUGGAGCUGUGAGAGUCCUUCCUGUGGGAGGUGUGAUGUUGCCUCCUGUGGUUGCCGUGGCACCUGUAACACCUGAUGCCCAGCAGGCUGUUUUGGCCCAACAGCAGCAGGCAAUCAUGAACCAGCAAGCAGUUAUCAUGGCCCAGCAGAUGACCAUGCAAGCCAUGGCUAUGGUCACCAGCCCAGUGUCAAGCCCUCCCAUGUCCCCGAUUACCAGCCCUCCCUCAAGUCCUCUUCUCUACCAUCCUCAGAGCCCGUACGCCCCGAGCCCGUACGCUGUCAUUCCUCCAAGUCCCUAUGCUAACAUCCCACCCAGCCCCUACGCCAACUUCACCCCCACUCCCUACGCCGCAGCAGAUAUCCCGCCAAGCCGCUAUCCUCCCGCUGCUCAACAGGAACUAACUGCACCACAGCCUCAAGCUCAGCCUGCUCCUGCUGAGCCCCAGACACAGCCCAGAGCUCAGGCUCAGCCUCAGGCAGCCAGCGCCAACCCCAAACCUCAGCCAAGCUCCACUAACGCUAACACUUACCAAAAUGAGCCAGCACCGCCUGAAGCCAACCCCACUGCACAGGCUCAGUCAGGUAAGGACAGCGCUCCUCGCAGGAAGGCUCCGGGUGUCCCCAUAAACAAGGACAAACCAGCCAGGAAGUUUGCCCCAGUCAUGACGUCUCCUCCGCUUGCUGCUGGAGAGGUGGUGAAGUACUCAUCAAAGUCUUCAGAUCACAUUAGCCCCAGCCAAGACAUCCAAGAAAUCAUCAAAAGAUACAACUCACCACCUCCACCAGCAGAACAGCUGCCACCUGGCAAGAGCAGACUGGAGGGAAAGUUCAAGAAGAAGCAAACUGCUCGUGAUGAAGCUUUACAGAUCCUCAAACCACAGAUGGAAAACCCUCCUGCUCCACAGCCCAAACGUCCUGCUGCUCCCAAACCUUCAGCAUCCGCAGUCAAAGAGGUGGAAGUACAAGCCCCCAAGAGCGCGAAGACACGAGCACCUCAUCGACCUCUCCCCAAACCUCCUCCAAUUUCUCGAGAGCUCCCGAUAGAGACAGAGAGCAUCCUGACACAACUUCAUCAGAGCACCAACGAGGAGCACUACACUUACACCAACGUUCCCUGGAGACUGUACCUCAGGAAGGAGGUUUUCUAUCCCAAAGACAGCUUCAACAAUCCUGUGGUUCUGGACCUCAUUUUCAAACAGAUAGUGAACGACACUCUGUCAGAGGCGUGUGUUCGCAUCACCCGGGAUGAAAGGCAGAAAAUGAAAGCUCUUUUCGCAAAACACAGCAUUGAACAAAAUAUGGAUCCAGUGGAGGAGAACGUGAAGAAAGCGGUUGUGACAGCAGCGAGGGAAACCUGGGAAAUUUACUUCUCUCGACUUUUCCCUGCCUCGGGGAGUGUAGGAACAGGUGUGCAGGUGUUGUCAGUGUCACACAGUGGAAUUAAGCUGUUGAAGACUGUGAAAAGCAGCGCUGCCGCUCCAGAUUACUUCAGAGUCCUACGACCGUACACCUAUGCAGACAUUUUGUUUGUCACCAUCCCAUCUGAGAACAUGCUGGAGUUCAACCUGACCCAUGAGAAGCUGAUCCUUUUCUCAGCCAAGGCACUGCAAGUCAAACACCUCAUAGACACCUUCAUCAGUGAGAUUAAAAGGGACUCAGACUAUGUCAUUGCUGAACGUAACUUUGUUAGAGAUGAGCGCUCAAUGCUCAAUUUCCACAAAGGGGACAUCAUCAGGCUUCAGGUCAUGGACGGACUGGAGAAAGGCUACAGUUACGGCUGCGUGGUGAGGAAGAAGGUGGUGUUUUUGGAGGACCUGAAGAGAGACACUCAAGACUUUGGCUGGAAGUUUGGUGCUGUGUUCGGCCGCCCCGGUGCAUUUCCUGCCGAGUGCGUCCAUCCCGUUGCAGCUCCAGACUUCCUGUCACUGCCGCUGGACCGUAAGUCCGAGCCUCGAGGGGGAGCGGGACAGUUCGCUGUGUCUUCUGCCGUCGCUGUUGCCGUAGCGUCCACCAUGGCGGCACAUGAAAUAGAUCAAACAAUUGAGAAAGUUUCCCUUGAUGGCUUUGCUGAAGGAGAUCUGGAUGAAAAGGCCCUGCAGGACAGCAAAUAUGACAUGGUGGAGUUUGCCAGGAAGUACUUCAGACAGGGACCCAGUGGGAGAGGUGAUUCCCUGAAGAGCAAAAGCAAGAACAGAGACCCGAGAGAACCUGUUGAAAUGAUCAAGUUCUCAAAGAAUCCUCUGACUGAGUCUCUGAUCGAGUUCAGUGAUGCAGCCAUGAACAGAGUAGCCACUGAUCUCUUCUUGUCGGCGAUGCGUUUCAUGGGUGAUUCACCUUUACGGGGAGUGACAGAACAGGAAGUGGUCAGCACCUUCCUGAAGCUCAUAGGAGAGUUCACGUUGAUGAGGGACGAGGCUUACUGCCAGCUCCUCAAACAGCUCACGGCUAACACCAGCUCCAAACCUGAUAGUUGCCAACGAGGCUGGAGGCUGCUGUACAUCCUGACUGCUUAUCAUCGCAGUUCUGAAGUCCUUAAGCCUUUCCUCCUGAAAUAUCUGCAGCAAGCCUCUCGCAGCGCUGGUGCACAGUAUCAGGGCAUAGCCAAAGCAUGUGAGCAGAACCUGAAGAAGACGUUCCAGUAUGGCGGCCGCAUUGUUCCACCCAACAACAUGGAGCUGAAGGCUAUGAUGGCGGGACGGAGUUCAAAACGCCAGCUCUUUCUCUUUCCUGGAGGAAUCGAACGCCACGUGAAGAUAAAAACAUGCUCUGUUGCCCUGGAGGUGAUUGAAGAGCUGUGUUAUGAGAUGUCUUUGCACCGACUGGAAGCCAUGGAGGAAUAUGCCAUAUUUUUAGUCACCAACCGAGGUCAGAAUGUGCGUCCUCUGAACAAAAACGAGUACAUCUUGGACGUGGCGACAGAGGCUGAGUUAGUCGACACCAACUACAGCUUUUGGUUCAGAAGAGUCGUCUGGACGCAGGCGCUCAAGUUUGAAAAUGAGCUUUGUGUUGCGAUGCAUUAUAACCAGAUCCUGCCCGACUACCGGAAAGGUCUGCUAAACGUUCUGCCACAUGGAAAAGUCAGCGAACAACAGUUCCACCAGAUUUCCAAACUGGCAGCUUUACAGCACCGAGCCAAGGACAUCAUCUUCAUCCCCAGCAUACAUGAACUAUCAGAGUACAUCGCCACACCUCUGUUCAAAAAGCAGCAACCGCAGCAGUGGGUUACCAUGGUGACGCAGCACAUGCAACAAGUACAGACCUUGAACCCGCACCAGGCCAGAGCACAAUUUCUGGGCCUGGUCAGUGCGUUCCCCAUGUUCGGCUCGUCGUUCUUCUACAUCCACAGCAGCAGCUCCACCACCUUCUACGCCCCCUGUAUUGUUGCUGUCAAUCAACACGGCCUCCACUUUCUGCACAAAAACACACACGAGGUGAUGGUAGGGGUCCCCCUGGUGGAGGUGCAGUCCAGCCGCACCCAGAGGCCCACUGCUGGAACCAGCUACCCGUACGUAGAUCUCACCUUGGGGGACAUGAACACGCAGCGGGUCAUUCAGUUGCAGUUGGAGCAGGGCCUGGAGUUGUGCCGAGUCAUCGCCAUGCAGGUGGAAAACAUGAUGUUGGUGCGGGAGAAGAGGCUCACUCUACCACCCAGUGAAAUCACCAUGUUAUAAGACACACACACAUGUCUGCCUUACCGUGUAUAAACAUAAACAUACUGUCUACAGUGCUGUGCAAAAGUCUUAGGCCACUAUUAGAUUUGUUGUUUUAGCAAUGCUAUAAUGACCAUAACAGUAUAAUAUUUUAUCAAUCACCUUAUUGGAACACAUCCAGAAAAUAUGGGUUACAUGUAAAGAGAAGCAAAAUAACAAAUUUUUCAGUGUCUACAGGUGAGAAUGUCAAGUAUUUAGUGUGACCUACCCUUAUACCUUUAACAAUAGAACGGCCCUGGUUCUCAUAAAACUGGAGUGAAACACUAAUUAAUGUCAUUGGUAGAAACCUUUUUUGUUCUACUAUUUCAUGUCAAAAAAGGUCUAUAUAUAUAUAAAUAUAUGUGUUGUAUGAGUUAAACUCAUUGACACCUUGUUAAUCUAUAUAAGACCAACUUUCAGUCAAAUCAUUGCAAUACUUGGGGUGAGUCAAAAUAUCCAUUUGGUGAUAUAUUGUCGUCCUUCCCCGUGCAAUGCGAUGAUCCAUACACCAGGGCAAAUAUCGAUAUUUUAAUGAAUAAAUAAAGGCGCUCUAAACUAAACAGUGCCUGCCUGUUUCACUAGUCAGGCGUCACUACUUCAUGUCUCCUCAUGGUGGCGCUGCGCAACUGAAUGAGGGAAACUUGGGUGGAAGUUACAGGACGAUGCCGGAGAAAGCUACAUUAAUCAUAUUUAGACUUUAUGCACUUUGUUCUCUAUGUUUUGAAUAGAGAAAUUCUGCACUUUUAACUUUUCACGGAUAUUUGUUUUCUUCAGUCAGACAGAUAUCCCGUCAUAUCGCUAUACGAUUGUCUUCCACUAUGUUAAUUAUCACAUAAUCGUUGUAUCGUGAUAAUAUUGGUAUCGUAUCGUGAGGUACUCUUGAGAUUCCCACCCCUAUCCAAUGCAUAUGCCAAAGAUCACAGAAUUUGACAGACAAAAAAACAACAAAGCUGGUGGUGCCCUAAGACAUUGGCUCUCAAAGUUUGCAUACCAAGUACCAGUUGAGAUAAUAUUGACCCCACAAAAUAACCCCAUUAUCGUCAACGUUAAACUACAGUGGUGUAAAUAGGUCGAGCAAAGUUAGCUAUAGCCUUUCACAGGAGGCAGAUUUAUUCUCAAUAAGAUCAUUUGCUCUCUCAUCAUCCUCCCCUUUCCUCACAUAAUACUUCACACACUGGUAUAGUGAAAUUAAUUAAGAUGGAGCGAGUGAUAAGGUGACUCUCAUUAUUAUUUAUUUUUAUUUGUUUCAUUUUCUAUGCAGUCAAAAUUCCUCAGCUCCACUCCAAUCACAUACCCUGGCGUGUACAGUAGAACAGUAUUGCUGAUAGUACCACCAGAGGAAUGAAGGUGAUGUACCACUGGUGGUACACGUACCACAGUUUGGCAAUCAUGGCCCCAAGACAUAUUUGCAUGGUAGUGUAUAUGAAGACUACCUCUUCUUACUUUCAGGUGUGUGAUGUGUGAAGCUCACACACACACACACAGGCACUCAUGUGAACACAUACGCAUGUGUUUUGUUAUUUAACUGCAAUGCCUGAACACAUUUGUGUCUUAUUUUUCAGGUCGACGCCUUGAUAAUUGCACUUACUACUGUUUUCAUGUAUUUUACAUUAAAUGUGGUUUGUCUGUAUCAAAGGGUUAGGAUUAAUAAUGUACCGUGAGGAAGCAUCACAGGCCUGUGCCUUCUCAUUACAGUGUUUUAUAACUCAUAUGUUUAUUUUUUAUUUUUUUUAUCAAUAUGCUUGACUGUAAAACUUGAUUGGUGUAAACCAUUGUUGUAUUCAACCAAUGUUAAUGUGCUUAUUUUUUUAAAGAAAACUUGAAAGCGA
Solea solea (common sole) is the source of this 9706-nucleotide messenger RNA. Its product is annotated as unconventional myosin-XV-like. Lineage: Eukaryota; Metazoa; Chordata; Actinopteri; Pleuronectiformes; Soleidae. Gene Ontology annotation, cellular component: myosin complex; cytoskeleton. The transcript has 69 exons. Gene Ontology annotation, molecular function: cytoskeletal motor activity; ATP binding; protein binding. The coding region runs from base 174 to 7859 and encodes 2561 amino acids. The record is from RefSeq and is a predicted model, not a curated record.